Coccinella septempunctata (seven-spotted ladybird) is the source of this 2125-nucleotide messenger RNA. RefSeq names its product proton-coupled folate transporter-like. The transcript is spliced from 6 exons. Gene Ontology annotation, molecular function: transmembrane transporter activity. Gene Ontology annotation, biological process: transmembrane transport. Gene Ontology annotation, cellular component: membrane. The record is from RefSeq and is a predicted model, not a curated record. Lineage: Eukaryota; Metazoa; Arthropoda; Insecta; Coleoptera; Coccinellidae. The coding region runs from base 597 to 2096 and encodes 499 amino acids.
GGCUUAAGAGAAUAUAUUCGUUUCAACAUAUAAUUAACCACAUAUAUCUUAAUCUGACACGCUCGAGUAUGUACAAUGAUCGUGUUUUUUUUCUUAAUCUGACAGGCUCUCCUAGACAAUUCCCCCUAUAUACAGGUCUAAUUUUUGGUAGAGGUAAUCUACAGGGUCCAAAGUAUGUCCCCUUAUAUAUGACACACUCGAUUAAAUCCCGAAUUUACCUCUUCGGCUUCCCAACUAAGAAUAAUAGAUCAAUUUUAUUGCAGUUAAAAAAAAUGAAAACUAGCCAAACAACAAUAACAAUUAUAUAUGGAGUUAAUUUAAUCCACUGUAUUAAACAGAAAUUAACAAUGAUAUUACGAGAACAAUGAUAUUUCGAGACAUUGUUUGAAUUGGCAACCAGAGUAUUUGAAUCUUCUGUAUCCUUUUGUUCAUGUGACAAUAUUUAUCUACAAGUCGUAGGUAUCUGAGUUCAAUGAAUACAAUAUGGAAAAAAAUUGAUUCAAAAAUCUCCGACUGAAUUACAUGAUCAUCACAAGGAUAAGUUUUUUCAGUACUAGACAAAUAUUUUGCUAUCGCAAUGGUUUCUUAAGGAAAAUAUGGAGAUUCCAAAUAAAAAUGUUGCAUCCACCAUUGACGUUCAACAGGAAGAAGUGAUAUUUACUGAAACAACAAGCAAACCUUCUCUUCUGCAAAAUAUAAAGAACAUUAUGAGAAAUAUUACGGUAGAACCAAUAGCCUUACUAUCGAUAACACCAAAACUGAUCUGUGGACUAGCGUUAGAGAAUUUAUGCCUGGAAAAGGCAUGUCUGGUUAACUUAUCUCUGAACGAAACAAUCUGUCAAGCCAUGGUGUUGAGGGAUCGCUCUGGAUAUGCUCCAGAAGAUGAAGUAGCCGUUCAGAGGGUGGUAUCUAAAAUGCUACCUUACAAAUCUGCUAGUCAUAUCAUCCAAAUUUUCUUCAUACUGAUGAUAGGCAGUUGGAGUGAUAGAACAGGAAGAAGGAGAUCUAUGUUCAUUGUUCCUUAUAUUAGUGAUAUUAUAGCUAUCCUUGGCUACCUGUUGUGCGUUUACUUCUUUCUGGAACUGGGAGUUGAAUAUCCCGUUUUCUUCGAAGCUUUUUUCUCAUAUUCCUUAGGAGGAAUUCCUUUGCUUAUGGCAGGAAUGUAUAGCUACAUUGCCGGGAUAACUGAUAUCAAGUCAAGAACAGUCAGGGUUGGUGUAGCUGCCACGGUAUUACGAAUUUCUAUGACUUUAGGUAUAGCCUUGAGUGGAGUCAUGUUCAGAUAUUUAGGUUUUUAUGGAGUGUUCCUCAGUGCAUUAGGAAUGAAUCUUAUUGGUUUUUUUUACAUAUUCGUUGUUGUAAAGAGAGGCCAACCAAAUGAAAAAUAUAUUGAAAAAAGAAGAAAUGUCUCAUGUUGUCGACUCCUGUGGAAUGGUAUUGCCGAGAGCUUAUCAAGCAUUUUGGAGAUCUGUUUCAAAUCCGGGCCGAAUAGGAGGAGAACAAAAAUGAUUUUACUGCAGUUAAUCAAUAUUGUGUCAUUUGGAAUUAUGACAGGUGAAACUUCGGUUCUUUAUAUGUUCACUAGAAAACAAUUUGGUUGGGAUGAAGUAGACUACAGCAUUUUCAAGUUUUACAAAACAAUUCUUCAAGUAUUGGGCUGUGUUUUCGCUCUCGCAGUUUUUGCCAAAUAUCUUCGAUGGAAUGACAUUCAAUUAGCUUUACUGUCUUGUUUUAGUAGGUUCACUGGCACAGUUAUCAUGGCUUUCGCACAAAAUAGAAUCCUGCUAUAUACAGGCGCCCUGAUUGAUGUUUUCAGCGGAGUCAUUGUAAUUGCUGUACGAUCUAUGAUCACGAAAACGGUAGAUAAGAAUGAGCAAGCAUUGGCCAAUUCCUUAACUGGUGUCCUUGAUUCAUUUGGAUCCUUUCUGAUGGGUUCUCUUUAUGCCUUUGUAUACUAUCGGACGUUAGCCAUAUUUCCAGGACUAUUCUUCUUAGUUUCGAUGCUUUUAUACAUUCUGAUUUUAGGGAUGGUACUCAUAAUCAAGAAUAUUUCUUUUGGUAAUAAGAACGAUAACGAAGUGGAAAAUGAAGACUGAAUCAUAGAGAAGAAAUAAAUCAAUUUUUA